AUGGCGUUCUUCGUCGGGCCGUUCCCGCCGACCAUGCCGUGGGAGUGGCCGGCCGGUCCGUACCUCGGGCUCUACACCGACCCGAACCGCCGGGGCUCGCCGCUGACAGUCGCCGUCGAGUUCGACACGUUCUGGAACGAGGAGUGGACCCACCGGGCGAACGUCACAUACGACGCAGGCUCCGGGCUGAUGGCGGUCAGCCUCCGGCUAGCGGACGGGAGUACUUACAGCGUCCAAACGUCGGUGGACCUCAGAGCCGCCGGACUGCCGCCGGAUGCGGCCGUGGGGUUCUCGGCGUCCACCGGGAUUUUCUUCGAGUCGCACCAUCUCCUCUCUUGGGCCUUCAACUCAACAGACAUGGCAACAUGUAACCCCAACUCGAUAGACACGGCAGGGGCAUCAGGUAUUCAGGUACCGUACGUCUAA
Panicum virgatum (switchgrass) is the source of this 426-nucleotide messenger RNA. RefSeq names its product agglutinin-2-like. The transcript has 2 exons. Lineage: Eukaryota; Viridiplantae; Streptophyta; Magnoliopsida; Poales; Poaceae. The record is from RefSeq and is a predicted model, not a curated record. Gene Ontology annotation, molecular function: carbohydrate binding. Bases 1 to 426 code for a protein of 141 amino acids.